ACACUAAAGUUGAGUUUGCCGACGUUAAACGUCUGCCGCAGCUGCAGACCGUAAACAACAAAGGAUGUGAAGCAUUUUUCUGUUUUAUAGCAAACUUAUUUCCUCUCAGUAUGGCUCAACCGGCGGAGAAAGCUUAUUAUCGCUUCCUGGUUCUCUUCUUUAACUGCCUCCUGACCUUUGGUUCCUACUUCUGCUUCGACAUCCCCAGCGUCCUGCAGGACCAGUUCCAGGGGAACCUCACAUGUCCCAAUGCAACCGCGAUCAACAGGACUGUGGACUGUGUGGAGGGUCUGGGGAUGAGUCCGCAGCAGUACAACCUCCUCUAUGCCAUAUAUGCUUGGACGAACGCUGUGGUGGUGAUUCUGGCCGGAUUCCUGAUCGACAAAUUAGGAAAUCGAUUCGGGGUGUUUCUCUUCUCCUUUCUGUGUGUUUUGGGCUCGUCGCUGUUCGCUCUGGGCUCCCACUUCAGAGGAACUCCCUACCUGCUUCCGCUCAUGCUCACGGGACGUUUACUAUUCGGUUCCGGCAAUGGAUCUUUGACCAUUGUGCAGAACCGCAUCACGGCCUUCUGGUUCAAAGGGAAGGAGCUGGCUCUGGCCUUCGGGGUGACGCUCGCCUUUUCCCGUCUUGGUUCCGUCCUCAACUUCUUCUUCACGGAGAAGUUUGAAGACAAAUACGGCAUGCAGUGGACGCUGUGGGGUGGCGCUCUGCUGUGCGUGCUCGGCUUCGUUGCUGCGGUCGUCGUGAGCGCUCUGGACAAGAUCGGCAUGAGGCAGCUGGGCCUUGACGGAGCCAUCGCAGAGGAUUCCCGCAAAGUGAGGGUUCAGGAUGUGAAGCUGCUGUCUCUCCGAUACUGGCUGCUGGUCCUCACCAUCAUGUUCUUCUACAACGGCAUUUUCCCCUUCAUCGCUGACGCCAGUAAGUUCAUCCAGGAUAAAUACAGCGACUACAGCCAGAAAGAGGCUGCGUACGUAGCGGGCGCCGUGUACGACAGCUCUCUGGUGCUCUCAGCCAGCGUGGGAAUCCUCAUCGAUUAUGUGGGUCUUCGGGGAGUUUUUGCUCUGGCCUGCGCUGUUUUCACGCUGCCCGUCUUCGGACUGCUGGCUUUCACCUUCGUCCCUCCUCUGGUCUCCACCAUCUGGCUGGGAGUCACUUACUCCUUCGCUGCCGCCAGCAUGUGGCCGUCCAUUCCCCUCGUGGUGCCGCAGCCCACGCUGGGAACAGCCAUGGGCCUGGCCACCUCCAUACAGAUGGUCGGCAUCGGCGUGUCCAACCUGAUCGUCGGGCAGAUUUUGGGCACCAAAUCCAGUGAAGCUAAAAUCCCGCUGUGGCGCUGGCAGAGGAUGAUGAUCUUCAUGCUGGCCAACACCGUCUGCUGCAUCGUCGCCUCCGUUCUGCUCAACAUCGUCGACCGCAGUCAGGGCGGGACGCUGAACAAGACGACCAAAAGGUCGCGGCCGGCGGAGGAAGACGCCGAGCGAGAGCCGCUUACCAGGACACAGGAAGAGGAGGAGCAAAACCAGACCAAUUCCAUCAACUCAUGAGGUUUUCAGAUGUUUUAUGUCUCAAAAUGACAAACAAGCUGCUCUGCCGCAACUCAAUUAAACACGACUAGCAUCUUU
Xiphophorus maculatus (southern platyfish) is the source of this 1622-nucleotide messenger RNA. It is a transcript of the gene mfsd1l, whose product is annotated as major facilitator superfamily domain-containing protein 1-like. Lineage: Eukaryota; Metazoa; Chordata; Actinopteri; Cyprinodontiformes; Poeciliidae. Gene Ontology annotation, molecular function: transmembrane transporter activity. The transcript has 13 exons. The record is from RefSeq and is a predicted model, not a curated record. Gene Ontology annotation, biological process: transmembrane transport. Bases 111 to 1544 code for a protein of 477 amino acids.